UUACCUCAAUAAUCUCUAAUAAAGCAAAGAUGGCCUCUCUCAAAGCACAAAACAAUCUAAAACUACCCUUCUUCUUGUUGUUGGGACUUAUAGCCUUAUUAGGCCUCCCCAAAACUUGCAACGCUCAAACACCCUGCGGAUCAAGCACGUGCGCUGCAAACGAGUGUUGUAGCAAAAGUGGCUUUUGUGGCACAGAUGCAGCCUACUGCGGCGGAGACUGCCGAGGAGGCGCUUGUACCACAAAUGGAGUUUCGGUGGGGGACAUAGUGACCCCACAAUUCUUCAAUGACAUAAUGAACAACGGAAUAGCUAACAAUCAAGGUUGUCCUGGCCAAAACUUUUACUCUCGUGAGGUUUUUCUCCAAGCUCUUGAUUCCUACCCUCCUUUCGGUAGAAGUGGCUCUGUCGAUGACUCUAAACGCGAGAUUGCAGCCUUCUUUGCUCAUGUUACCCAUGAGACUGGCUCAUUCUGCUUUAUAGAAGAAAGUGAUAACCAAGCAAAAGUGUACUGUGACCAAGAGAGAGUAGGAGAGUAUCCAUGCAACCCGAGUAAGAGAUACUACGGGCGCGGGCCUCUUCAACUGACAUGGAAUUACAACUACGGAGCAGCUGGCCGAGCACUCGAGUUCAACGGCCUAGAUUCCCCUGAGAAUGUGGCCACUGACCCUCUCACUUCGUUUAAAGCCUCUUUGUGGUAUUGGAUGGAAAAUGUUCACUCUGUGUUAGACCAAGGCUUUGGUGCAACCAUUCAGAAAAUUAAUGGACCUCUCGAGUGUGGUGGUAAAGAGCCUACAAAAGUUCAAAGUCGGAUUCAGUUCUACCAAAACUAUUGUCAGCAAUUGAAUGUUGAUGUUGGAAAUCCUAAUCUCUCUUGCUUAAUUCUCAAGGUUCAUUUCCCAUCACACAAAAACAAACAUUAUUAUUAUUCUUCUUCAACAAAAAAAAUGGUUUCCCAAAAUACCCUUAUGGUAUUGGUAGUAGUAGUAGUAGCCAUGAUUCUCGGUCAAGCCGCGGCUCAAAACUGUGGGUGCGCAGCCAACGAGUGUUGCAGCCGAUUCGGCUUCUGUGGAACCACUGAGGACUACUGCGGCUCGGGCUGCCAAGAGGGACCGUGCAAGACGGCGCCGCUGGCGCCGAGCACUCAUAAUGUUACGGUUGCUGAGAUAGUGACUCCUGAAUUCUUCAAUGGGAUAUUGGAUCAAGCCGAUGCAGGGUGCGCGGGGAAGAGUUUCUACUCUCGAAACGUUUUUCUUGAAGCUCUUAAUUCGUUUUCUGGGUUUGGUCAAGUCGGGUCUAUUGAUGAUUCUAAGCGUGAAAUUGCUGCCUUUUUUGGUCACGUUACUCACGAAACUGGACAUUUUUGUUACAUAGAAGAGAUAAAUGGUCCAUCAAGGGACUACUGUGACGAAACCAACACGGAGUACCCAUGUAACCCUAGCAAAGGCUACUAUGGGCGCGGCCCCAUCCAACUAUCGUGGAACUUCAACUACGGACCAGCUGGAGAAAGCAUUGGAUUCGAUGGGCUAAACUCCCCCGAAACAGUGGCUACGGACUCUGUUGUGUCGUUUAAGACUGCGUUGUGGUAUUGGAUGGGGAGUGUUCGACCAGUGAUUGGAGAAGGGUUUGGUGCAACCAUUAGAGCCAUUAAUGGUGCACUUGAGUGUGAUGGUGGUAACUCUGCUACGGUUCAAGCUCGUGUGGAGUAUUAUACUGAUUAUUGUAAUCAACUUGGUGUUGAUCCUGGUCAAAAUCUCACUUGUUAAUUAAUUAGAUACUUGUAUUAAAAUAUAUAAUAUGCAUGCAUUAAUGAUGGUUUAGUUGAGCACACACACAAAUAAUAAAUUCUACAAGA
Cannabis sativa is the source of this 1852-nucleotide messenger RNA. RefSeq lists its product as uncharacterized. Bases 30 to 1763 code for a protein of 577 amino acids. NCBI's taxonomy places the organism in Eukaryota, Viridiplantae, Streptophyta, Magnoliopsida, Rosales, Cannabaceae. Gene Ontology annotation, molecular function: chitinase activity; chitin binding. Gene Ontology annotation, biological process: cell wall macromolecule catabolic process; chitin catabolic process. The record is from RefSeq and is a predicted model, not a curated record. The transcript has 4 exons.